GGCGAGGCGGGGGCCCGGGGCCGGGCUGGGGCUGCUGCCCCGGGGAGGGUCUCCGGGGAGGUGGGAGAGCGGCGCUCCCCGCCCUCGGUAGGGCAGGGCAGGGCAGGAGGGGCUUUCCUCUCCUUCCCUGCCGGGGUAUCCAAGCCCCGGCUAGGCUGGGGCAGGAGCUGCUGGAGGGAAGCCGGUUCCGCGUGGGGGGACCGGAGGAUCACACAGAGGUGUUACAUGUUUGUGGGCUUAGCUCUGGAUUAAACACCUUUAAAAGGCUUUUUAGCCUAAGCAUGGGCUGUUGUGACUGAGUUUAUCAUCGCGCUGCCUCCCCGCCGCGGCAGAUGCGUCACUGAAAGGACUGGCUUGCGUUUGUUCGCUUCCCUCGCGCCUUCUGUGAUGAAAUAAUGGAGCGCGCCUAGACUAUAGGCGUCUGUAGAAAUACGGCAGAAAUUUUGCUGAUUAAGUUUUUGUUUGUUUUGAGGAUAUGCUCUUCUUGAAGAGACGUCCUUUCGAAGGAGCCUCUUCUUCAUAACCUCCUGCGCUGUUCUUGGAGGAAAAGGGGGUGUGCCGUGACACCGGACAAAAUUCUGACAGUUCUUUACUUCAUUUGCACGCUUCCGUAUUUUAUGUUUGUGUUUGCAUCAUGACGUGAAUAUAUCAUGAUAGCAUCAUAUAUAACAUGUACAUGUGAUCCUUGAUGUGUGUCAUAGAAUGUGUUUUAUCGUAAGGUAAGAUACAUAAGUGAAGUACUGCUCUUGUUUGUUUGUUUUAGGGUGUGUGUUGUUGUGGUUUUCUCAUUUCCUUUUUGGUAAAUUGACACCAAUGCCUGUCUCUGGGCACUGAUGUACACGAGCGGUGUGUGUUUGCUGCCUGGGCUUCCCUGCGAGCUACUGGGCCGUGCAGGAUUUAAUCCCCACGUUCCAUCAUCCAGCAUCUGCAUGUUUAUGACAAGGCAGAUGUCAGAACCAGUUUAACAUCAGAGAAAAUGUUUGACUCCUUUUCCAGCCUAUGUGAAGCUCUUUUUGUUAAUGUCUGAAAAUAAAACCACCUGUGAUUGUUAAAACCAGUGUGAAUCCUCAGGAGGAGGCAGUGGGAUGAAUGUUGGCACAGGCCAGCUCUGGGCAUUUUGGCCACAGUACUGGUUUUGUUCUCUUCUUUAGGUGGUGCGGUGUUAUAAAUGCUGUUGUUUUCACCGGUGUUUUCUCAGAGAGCUGAGAGCAGGAAGGAGAAAUGCUAAUAUGAAUACAUAUUACUUUGUUUCAUUAAUUUGAAUGUGAUUGUUAAGUGUCAUCUGUUCUUAAGUUACCUUUAUUUCUGAAGUGUUCUGAGUGAGGUUAAUGUGCAACAAAGCCUUUGCUUUCCCUCUUGUCUCUUUUAGUGAAAAUAAAGUUAGAGCUGCAUCGUCUUUUUCUUUUUGGGUAGCUUUCUAGAAUGCAGAGGGAGAACCAGGAGACUCUGAAGUAUCUUCUUGAACUUUGACAUCAGUGUGAUGGUGUAUACAGCUCUUAGUUUAGAUGAAGGUUUUCUGAAAUUAAGAGAAUUCUGGUGACAUGUAAGUCCAUCAGCUUGGACAGAUCACUAAAGUUGUAGUAAGUGCAUACUGUAAUUAUUUCUCAUUUUUAAUUUUGCUUCUAGAGCCUCGCUUAUUUUACCUAAGUUAAGUGAUGGAACCAUACACUAAAGAAAAAAAAUCAUCCUUGGGUCUUUGGUGUUCGUGUUUGUGUAAAAGAAUCUAGGAUGUUCCAAGAAAAGGCGUCAGCAAAUUGCUUAAAUAUAGUAACAACAUCUACUGAAGAUGGUGCUUUCCAAAAAAAAGGCCAUAGUGCUCGAGUCCUUAGCCCAGAAGAAGUGGAAAAACUGGCAAAAGAUUGGGUUUUGGUGUCUGAGUUCAAACAACUAAAACUGGAGAAAGAGGCACAGAAGAACUGGGAUCUAUUUUACAAAAGAAACAGCACCAAUUUCUUCAAAGACAGACAUUGGACAACCAGAGAGUUUCAAGAGUUAAAGGCAUGUCGUGAGUUUGCAGAUCAAAAACUGACCAUUCUGGAAGCAGGCUGUGGGGUUGGGAACUGCUUGUUUCCACUCUUAGAAGAAGAUAAGAAUAUUUUUGCAUAUGCCUGUGAUUUCUCUCCUAGAGCUGUUGAGUAUGUGAAGAAAAAUGCCUUAUAUAGUACGGAAAGAUGUAAAGUGUUCCAGUGUGAUCUUACCAAAGAUGAUCUUCUAGACAAUAUACCAGCAGAUUCCGUGGAUGUUGUCACACUUAUAUUUGUGCUUUCUGCCAUUCAUCCUGACAAAAUGCAUCUUGUCCUGAGGAACAUUUACAAGGUAUUAAAACCAGGCAAGUGUGUCCUGUUCCGAGACUAUGGCCUGUAUGAUCAUGCAAUGCUCAGGUUUAAAUCAGGCAGCAAACUUGGGGAAAACUUUUAUGUCAGACAAGAUGGGACAAGAUCGUAUUUUUUUACUGCGGAGUUCUUAUCUCAGCUUUUCAGGGCUGAGGGAUAUGAGCAAGUGGUCAAUGAAUAUGUGCAGCGAGAAACUGUGAAUAGGAAAGAAGACUUGCGUGUUCCAAGAGUUUUUCUUCAAAGCAAAUUUCAAAAACCUUUCAGUGAGACAUAAGUUCCUGCUGAUCAGCAACAGCAUUGCUUGCUUGAAAUGGAAGCUAGCACAUAAGCUGUGUGUUCAUCUUUCUGGUGAACCAAAAAUGUUGGCAUCCAGUAUCUCUUGUUGGUUUCCAUCCUAGAAUACAAAAUAUGAAUCCUAUUUCUAAUUCAAUUUUAAGGUGGUUUAGUGAUGCAGGCAACCUGUUGAGCAUCUGCAUUCCUGCUUCUAAAAUAAAACCUAUGCAACAUUGUUGGAGGAUCAGGUAAAGUAUAUAAAUAAACUUCCAUUUUUAUUAAAAACUCUUUUAAAAUAAUAGAGUUUCCUGUCACUUGUGAUUUUUGAGGCUUGCUAAAGUCAUAGUAUUUCAUUUACUUUCAGUACUUGUAGGACUUCUGAGUGUACUUUCUCAGAUACAGGAAUGAAACAGACUCAGUGAGCAGUAUAGUGUAAGCUGCUUUAAUAUUUUAAUAACAGUAUCUUUUUAAUAUGCUCAGCAUUUAGAUGUGUAAACAAAUGUUUAUAUUCUAAGUAAAUUCCUAAUUAAUUUGAUUUCAUGCUUGAAGAAGCAUGUCAGCAGAUCAGGUUGUAUUUAUCCCUAAUUAAUUUAAGAUGUUCUUCGUUUAAUGUGCAGACAUAUUUGAAGUUUUGCAAGUCAGUUUGCUGUUUGAAACUGAAAUCAGCAAGUCGGGAGUACUUUCUUUGAUAUGAAGUGUAGUCAGCUGCUUCUUUCCUGGGCAGAGGUCUUAAUUCUUUUCCAUCACUCCCAGGAAAGUUGUGUUGGGCUUUGCUCUUCCUGCCACUAAAAGCCACUGUACUGUUGCUUCUGCAGACAUAACUGCUUGAAGGAACUUCAUCCUUUCCUUAAAGCUCUUUGCCCUGUGGCACUUUGCACUGCAGGACCUUUUCUGCGUUCUUGGAUGAUGUAGUUUCAAAAUUAUGCCUGGCUCUUUAACCUGCAUUUUGAGCAGCUGCUCUCAAGCGGCAGAGGAAGCCCAGAAGUAUCCGGUGACUUGUGCAAUGGCCUGUGCUGAGCCUGUGUAAUGUACACAGUUUGCAACAGGGGAAAUUCCAGUGAAAUACUAAGGGGAGAUCAAAUGCUGGGGCAGGGUCCAGUGAAGUUUUGGAGCCUUCAUUCUUGGGAAUACUUGGAAUAGGACUGGCCAAGGCCUUGAGCAUUCUGUGACUUUGAGGGUGGCCCUGUUCUGAGUAGGGAUUUAAUCUCUGGCUGUAUAUACAAGUAUGUGAUUGCUUGACUCAAGCUGUCAUUCCACUGGACUUGUGUUUUGUUAGAUGACCCAGUCAUACACAUCUGAUGUGGACCAGGGGUGACUUUUUCCCUCUGUUUAUGACGUAGGAUAUAAUAAUGAUUUUUUUUUUCCAGGCUCUUAACACUGGGUGUAUUGUGCAUGAAACGAAAGAAGUAAUAAUUUUCCAGCCUGAAGCUUAAUGUUACAAAGUUAACCAGUCAAAAUUUUUUUAACAAAUUGGAGCUGCCAAAGGUCUUAUUCAGUUGAUAUGAUUAGAAAUAAAUUUGCAACAGAUGACAAAUCUUUGGCCUCCGAGAAGAAAAUGCUUAAAUCAUUCACAAUUCUCCUAAUGACCCUUUGAGGAGGGUUAUUACAUGUCAUCUCCCUUUUUUUUAUGGAGAAUAUUAUCCCAGAGAUUUAUGCAUUGCUGGCCCCUGCUAUGCAACCCAUUAGCUCUUUCUGCCAUGCUAGUAAUAAAUAUCUAGUAACACUUACAGUAAAUGAAAAGCUAUUGCUAAAAAGAGACAUAAUGAUGACAGCACUAUCCUAAUCUGAGUUAUCAUUAUUUGGUGGCUUUCAUCAGCACAUGUUCAUCUUUAACAUGGCAGUUUUGCAAUGACUACAUGUAGUCUGAGCUCUGUUGAUAUUUAGUGGUGCUUGCAGCCUGUAACUCCAAGUGCCUUUCAGGACUGCAGAUUUGAUCCUUUUGGAGUAUACAGCAUAUAAAUGAGACUGAAGGAAAGCCUUGCGUGGCUCCUUGUCAUGGGGCUGUGUGCUUGUCAUCACAUGCAAAGGCAAGUGCAAUGAACUGCUCGUCCCCAAAAGGAAAUGAGAUAUAGGCAAGAAUCAAAAAUAUUAAUCAGAAGACCUGAAUCAGCCCAAUAGACUUAGCUAAUAGACUCAGACAGCCACUGAGUUCCUUUUUACACUGAACUAUUGCCAGAACAAUAAUACAUGUUUUUGUGUGUGCUAUAGCUUCAUUAUUUCUGUAUACACUUUUUUGUGUAGCAGCAUGUUAAAUGGAGAGCAGUAUUUCUAACUUUUUUUAUUAUAUCUCAUUCAGUCUCAUUUCCAGUCAGACCUGCAAAAUAAAGUUGCAUGCAUUAAUGCCCCUGCCAGAAAGAUCUUCUACAGUUCCCAUAAAGCAGAUGUUAUUUUGAGAUGAAUGGUCAGAAAGGUUAAUUUAGUUUCUAUGACUCUGCUUCUGUGAACUUUAAAUCAUGGCACAUUUUUGUAACUGCGGUAAAGUUUGAGGAAGUUGAGUCAGCUUUAAGAAAUCCUUGCCUCAUCGUGUGAGCCAUAGUAACUGAUGGGGUGCAUGUGGUUGCUGCAGUGCUGAGUAAAGUGGAUCUACUCCCCCAAGCCUUCCCAAGCUCAAGUAAGCCCACCAGCAGCACAUGCCAACAAUACCUGUACCUUGUAUCCUUGAACAAACUGCAGUGAUAGGACAAGCAGUUACUGGUUCAGACUGAAAGAGGGGAAAUUGAGGUUAGAUAUAAGGAAAAAAUUCUUUACUGUGAAGGGUGGUGAAGCACCAGAACAGGUUGCCCAGAGAAGUAGGGGAUGCUUCUCUGACAGUGUUCAAGGUGGGGGCUCUGAGCAACCAUGGCAGGGGGAUUGGAAUUAGAUGAUCUUUAAGGUCCUUUCCAACCCAAACCAUUCUGUGUAGAACUCUCUUUAGGGAGAUGUAGUAAUCAGGGAUAAUGGUGUUAAAAUCACUUGAAAAAAGCAUAUAUGCACUGCAUCAUGCUCACCUUGCACUAGCAAGCCACUCUGCUGUGAUUGUAAUAAAUGUCCUGAUUGUUCUUUCAUUUGUCUGUAGUCAGUGGAGGCUGCUGAGAUGACUCAAUUGUCUGUAGAAGACCUGCUUUUUGUUCCCCUUAGAUGAACUAGCUGCUCUAUUUGAAAAGCAUUAAGUAGUAAGUUCCUAUAAGCCAACACCCUGUUCUGAGCAAUAUUUAGGAUAGAAGCAAAUAAUUGUUGAAGUAAUGGAACUGAGAAAACCCUUUUUUUUAAAUGAUUUGGUACCCUGAGCUUAGAUUCUCUGAUGUUUAAUAAAGCAUGAACUUGGAUUAAGGUUUUUCCUGAAGUGAAGGAAUCCUAAAUGCUGCUUUUCAGUGUGGGAUUCUCUGAUGUCUCCUCCUGGAACUGGACAGCAUGUAUUAAGGAAUGAUGUUAAUGAGCAGUGAGGACAUGGGUAAGGUCUGACUGUCAUCUAUUUUCAUCAAAUUUACAGAAGUAUGAAGUCUUUGAGUUAUCUGACAUUGUGUGUCCUUUCUGUCAAAGGAUAGCUUCUGUCAGAUUUGGUUGAUGUAGUGUGAUGUGUGACAACAAGCUAUGACUAGACAGAAAUCCACACAGGUAUUGUGUCUAUACUGUAUGGAUGGGUGAGCUUUCUUUCCUUAGAAAUAUGCACUACUGAGAAAAAAACAAUUGGACUUUAGGUGAUAGUAUAACAGCAGGUUUUAUGUGGUUCAUUUGGUAGCUAAAAAGCUAUUUCAGGUGUAUCUUUCAGGUACCUGAAAGCUCCUUGUGUUCCAAAGGCAGAAUAUUUAAGUAACUAAUAUAAUACUAGAGCCAUGGUUGAUUUUGCAUCACUUCUAUGAAACCAAGUGCUGUAAAAGUGAGACCUGAAAUUCCAGCAGCUGUAAGCAGCAGCAGUGAACUGUAAAGGUCCUUUCCAGCCUUGGUCUCCUAGGAGAAAGCUGGUAUAUGAAAUGGAAAACAGUCAUUUAUAUGUUCACCUGUUAUAAUUUUUUUUGCUUGAUCUGUUGAACAGUUCAUACAUCUGAAUAUACUGAGAGAUACAAAUUAUAAAUUAGGAAGUGCUUUAUGAAAGAGUUAGUUAAAAUAUAUAUAUAUGUGUGUAUUUGGAGAGGAUAUCCGUGUUGAACAUCAGUGUGUGAAGGAAAAACGGUAAGAUUAUGUUUAAAUUUCUAAGAAAAAAAAAAUCCUGAGUUUCACAGAUCAGAGAUGACAUAUAAUUAAAUAAGCUGUUCAUCUAAAAAGUGAAAUUUUGGAAAUGGAUGCCUGCAGGUUCCAAAAUUAGACUGAUGUUCCAGAGAGGCAGGAAGGUGGCAUCUGAUUGUGUCUGGUAUUAGUAAUACAUGCAAGACUCUGUAGGAAACAGAAUUUUAUAUUGCAAAGAUAUUGCUGAGAUACAAUUAGUGAAAAUAGAUAAGUAUUUCUUAAAGGAGUUUUACCUUACCAUAAUAUAGCUGUGAUGAAUUUUUCACUGGUUAUGAUUGCUAUUAGGAAAGAUUGUGAGCCAUCUCAAACAUUUGGGAGCAAACAUUUGCUAGUUACACAUACUGCAAAAACAUCUGACCCUUGGGUGCAGUAAGCUCAGGAUAUGAGUAUGUUUGUGCUCUGUGUUUGUAAUGUGAAUUCAUUUAUUAGAGCACAGGCAGAUGGUGAGCCUGCACUGUGGGGAGGCACACAGAGCCAUUGCUUGCAAAGAUAGAAGCUAUUAGCCAGGUAAGAUGUUCCAUUAGGGAACCUUUUUCAUUCCCACUUCCUAGGCUGAUGUGCACUGUUCAUUGUGUUUGCAGCAGGGUGCUGUGAAAUCAGGGAAGACAAGGGCACAAGAAAAAGACUACGUGAUUCUUCCAAAUUAACAGUGAUUUUGUGUAUUUCUACUUAAAUGAAUCUGUUUGUGACCAUUUACCCUCUUUCCCUGCAAAUUUUAGGUUUCAUCCUUGAAAAAUUAGAUUGCUUUUGAAAGUCUUUGCCAAAGACAUAGGCUUAACUUACAUGCUUGAAAAAUAUAUGAUGUGAAAUAUUUAGAAAGGCAGCUGUGUGACUGAAAAUACAAAUCCAGCUCUGUUUUCCUCUUUGACUUGAAAGAAGCUUUAUACUUCAUUGUCACUUUGGUGCUUUUUCACAGUUACAACUUUGAGGUGUUGUGCUGUCUUAAGUUAGAUGGCAUCAAUCAGCUGCAGCUCUGGUUUCUCAUGCCUGUAGCAUCCAGAGAAGUUAGAAUGGAAAUAAAUGAGGGUAGCUACAGGGAAAAGUCAGAAAGUAGGCAAAUGACAGGUAGACAAGCCUGCUUAUUGUCUAGGCUCCACUCGGUAUUUUUCCACAGCCCAUUUCUCUGGACCCUUGGAUUGCUGUUGUAAACUUGGUACAGCAGAGAAGCUGCUGUUCAAAGGGAUAAUGAUAUCUUCAUACAUAUGGGAUUGUAGUGUGUCUGAAACUUAUGGAUAUUCAUGUGCUUAUUUUGGAUUUUUUUCCCCCAACUUUGUCUUCAAAGUUCUGUUUGAAAUAGGACACCUAAUUGGAAUUUUUUAUCAUCUAAUAAAAGCCUUUUUCAUUAAAA
Molecule: messenger RNA, 8157 nt
Organism: Pyrgilauda ruficollis (rufous-necked snowfinch)
Lineage: Eukaryota; Metazoa; Chordata; Aves; Passeriformes; Passeridae
Gene: METTL6
Product: methyltransferase like 6
Exons: 5
Coding region: 1729-2607 (292 amino acids)
Source: RefSeq, a predicted model, not a curated record